UUCUUCCAAUUUCAAUUUCCCCCAGAACUAAACGAAAACCCUGAGUCGGCGCUGAGAGAGAGAUUAUCGAAGGAUGGGUCCGAACCUAGAAUGUCGUAUGUACGAGGCGAGGUACCCGGAGGUGGACAUGGCGGUGAUGAUACAGGUGAAGAACAUCGCGGACAUGGGUGCCUACGUGUCACUUCUGGAGUACAACAACAUCGAGGGUAUGAUCUUGUUCUCGGAGCUCUCCCGCCGUCGGAUUCGGAGCGUCAGCAGCCUCAUCAAGGUGGGGCGCAUCGAGCCCGUCAUGGUCCUCCGUGUCGACAAGGAAAAAGGUUACAUCGAUCUCAGCAAGCGUAGGGUCUCCGAAGAGGACAUUCAGGCCUGCGAGGAGAGGUACAACAAGAGCAAGCUUGUCCACUCCAUCAUGCGCCACGUUGCUGAAACCCUCAACAUCGAUUUGGAGGAGCUCUAUGUUCAUAUUGGAUGGCCUUUAUAUCGCAAAUAUGGUCAUGCUUUUGAGGCUUUCAAAAUAAUUGUCACCGAUCCUGAUUCUGUUUUGAAUACGCUCACUCGUGAGAUCAAGGAAGUUGGCCCAGAUGGGCAAGAGGUGACUAAGGUAGUCCCAGCUGUGUCUGAAGAAGUGAAGGACUCUCUUGUGAAAAAUAUUAGAAGACGGAUGACCCCCCAGCCCUUGAAAAUUAGGGCUGAUAUUGAAAUGAAAUGUUUCCAAUUUGAUGGUGUUCUUCACAUUAAGGAGGCAAUGCGUAGAGCUGAAGCUGCUGGAAACGAUGACUGCCCUGUCAAAAUUAAACUGGUUGCUCCCCCACUUUAUGUUCUUACUACUCAGACACUUGACAAGGAGCAAGGAAUAUUGGUUCUCAACAAUGCCAUUACUUCUUGCACUGAAGCAAUAGAACAACACAAGGGUAAACUUGUGGUUAAGGAGGCACCUAGAGCAGUGAGUGAACGUGAUGAUAAAUUGCUUGCUGAGCACAUGGCUAAGCUGCGCCAAGAUAAUGAGGAGGUCAGUGGAGAUGAAGACAGUGAGGAGGAAGAAGAUACAGGAAUGGGCGAGGUUGAUGUGGAUAAUGGUUCUGCGAUAACAGAGUGAAAAAUAACUUGUGGGUAUAGUAAGGCAUAGAUAGCAUAGUACGGCUUUACUAAUUUUAUGUUUUUCAUUAUUCUUUAGAAACUGUUUUUAUGUGCGAUUGUAUAAUACAAAUUUGAAUUACUGUUUUUUGAGUCAUGUAACUUUCAAAGCGAUUUUGUAGUUUCUUGAUGAGGGUGUUCAACCCAAACUGAGGAGUUUACCAAAAAUAGCUGUUUUAGUCUGAGAAACAAGAUAUUUUAAUCUAGGCCACAACUAUAUUUGAACAAA
Molecule: messenger RNA, 1363 nt
Organism: Vigna angularis (adzuki bean)
Lineage: Eukaryota; Viridiplantae; Streptophyta; Magnoliopsida; Fabales; Fabaceae
Product: eukaryotic translation initiation factor 2 subunit alpha homolog
Exons: 7
Coding region: 74-1096 (340 amino acids)
Cellular component (GO): eukaryotic translation initiation factor 2 complex; multi-eIF complex; eukaryotic translation initiation factor 2B complex
Molecular function (GO): RNA binding; translation initiation factor activity; ribosome binding
Source: RefSeq, a predicted model, not a curated record